Molecule: messenger RNA, 3687 nt
Organism: Zonotrichia leucophrys gambelii
Lineage: Eukaryota; Metazoa; Chordata; Aves; Passeriformes; Passerellidae
Gene: NTNG1
Product: netrin G1
Exons: 10
Coding region: 949-2718 (589 amino acids)
Biological process (GO): tissue development; substrate adhesion-dependent cell spreading; animal organ morphogenesis
Cellular component (GO): basement membrane
Source: RefSeq, a predicted model, not a curated record
AGUCGCGGCGAGGUCGCUCCGAAGUGAGGAGGCGCUGCCGCCGCCGCCUCCCGAAGUUUGGCCGCGCCGCCGGAGCCUUCCGCGCCGCAGCCCCGGCCAGGGGCGCACUCCGCUCGCGCCGCGCGCCCAUGCCGCGGACGCCGGCGCCCCGCGCGGGGCCGCUCCCGCCCUGAGCGGCGGUGGCGGGCGGGGAGCCCGGCGGGCAGGACCCGCCCGCCGCCCCGCCGAGCGCCGGAGGAGUGCGGCCACCCGCCCGCCGCGCGCCGCCCGCGCCCCGCCAAACUUCGACGCCGACAAGUGCCUGGGCCCAGCCGCGGCCCCGCCGAGCCCCUCCGCGACCCGCCGGAAACUUUCCCAGGGAAGAGCAUUCCCCCCCCCGCCUCACGCCCUCCCCGCGGCCCUUCAUGCCGCCACCGAGGAAGCCCCAGCGCGUCCCAGCGCCGCGGCGGCUCCGCGCCGCCCCGCGGUGAGGCUCGAGGGGCCCGAGCCCGCAGGGGUGCUGGUGCCAGAAGAAAAGGAUGAUUGAUGGGAAACAGACACCAGCCUAUAGACACUCACCCUCUUCCUUCGGAUACUGAUUUAUCAGUGUGUCCAGGCAUCCCCUGCGAGCCCUGAGCACGGAGGAUCACUCAGGGUUAUCGACAGUGGAGCUCAAGACCUGCAACUUCACAAAUUAUUAUCUGCUCUUGGACAUCUUUUACAAGAAGCCCUGACAGAUAAGUUAUAAGUCGAAGGACAAGCGCUGCAUGGCUGUGAAAGGCUGUCAUCAGGGCCUGGGUGGCUUCUACCAAAGUCUUUAACAUAGUGAAACAAACAUCCCAUCCUAAUGCUUCACGUUUGAUUUGGAACCUAUUUUAUAAAUACAUACGUUAUAUGUACAUAUAAUCUCUAGACUGCACAUACGCCAGCACUGAGCAUCCUUACAAAGCUGACAUAAAGGAUUUAGAAAUGUAUUUGUCAAGAUUCCUGUCACUUCACACCCUCUGGGUUACUGUAUCCUCCGUGAUGCAGCACUACCCCUCUGUGUGGGGACACUAUGACGUCUGUAAGACUCAGAUUUACACGGAAGAAGGAAAAGUAUGGGAUUACAUGGCCUGCCAGCCAGAAGCCAGAGACAUGAUCAAAUAUGUAAAAGUGACUCUGGAUCCCCCCGACAUAACAUGUGGAGAUCCUCCUGAAACUUUCUGUGCGAUGGGGAAUCCCUACAUGUGCAAUAAUGAAUGUGAUGCAAGUACCCAAGAACUGGCUCAUCCUCCAGAACUGAUGUUCGAUCUGGAAGGAAGACAUCCCUCCACGUUUUGGCAGUCCACAACUUGGAAGGACUAUCCAAAGCCUCUUCAUGUUAAUAUUACCCUCUCCUGGAACAAAACCAUUGAGCUUACAGAUAACAUAGUCAUCACCUUUGAAUCUGGCCGUCCAGACCAAAUGAUCCUGGAGAAGUCACUCGACUAUGGACGAACGUGGCAGCCCUACCAGUACUAUGCCACAGACUGCUUAGAUGCUUUUCACAUGGAUCCCAAAUCAGUGAGGGAUUUAUCACAGCACACAGUCCUAGAAAUCAUUUGCACAGAGGAAUACUCUACUGGGUACAUGACAAAUAGCAAAAUAAUCCACUUUGAAAUCAAAGAUAGAUUUGCUUUUUUUGCUGGACCUCGGCUUCAUAACAUGGCUUCUCUUUAUGGCCAGCUUGAUACCACCAAGAAGUUAAGAGAUUUCUUUACCAUCACAGAUCUGAGGAUAAGACUGCUUAGGCCAGCAACUGGUGAAAUAUAUGUUGAUGAGCAACACCUGGCGCGCUACUUUUAUGCAAUUUCAGACAUAAGGGUAUACGGAAGGUGUAAGUGCAACCUUCAUGCUACUGGCUGUAAAGAAGAAAACAAAAGACUACUUUGUGAAUGUGAGCAUAACACAACGGGCCCAGACUGUGGAAAAUGCAAGAAGAAUUAUCAGGGCCGACCAUGGAGCGCUGGUUCUUAUCUGCCUAUACCUAAGGGCACUGCUAAUAUCUGUAUACCCAGUAUUUCCAGUAUUGGUAAUCCUCCAAAGUUUGAUAGGAUAUGGCCGAAUAUUUCUUCCCUUGAGGUUUCUAAACCAAACCAAGUUGCUCCCAAAUUAGCUAUGUCAACUGUUUCUUCUGUUCAAGUUGCAAACCACAAGAGAGACUGUGAAUGCUUCGGGCACUCCAACCGGUGCAGUUACAUCGAGCUGCUCAAUACGGUCAUUUGCGUGAGCUGUAAGCACAACACUAGAGGUCAGCACUGCGAGUUAUGCAGGCUGGGCUACUUCAGAAAUGCUUCCGCAGAGCUGGACGAUGAAAAUGUGUGCAUAGACUGUUAUUGUAACCCUUUUGGUUCAGUCCAUGAUCGCUGUAAUGACAGAGGAUUUUGUGAGUGUAAGGAGGGAACAUCAGGGCCUAAAUGUGAUAAAUGUCUGCCGGGAUAUAUCUGGCACAGCUUGGGCUGCCAACCGAACGUGUGUGACAAUGAGCUCCUGCACUGCCAGAACGGCGGGACCUGCAUCAACAACGUGCGGUGCCAGUGCCCGCCGGCCUACACGGGCAUCCUGUGCGAGAAGCUGCGCUGCGAGCGGGAGCCGGGCGGCUGUGGCGGCCGCAGCUCGGCCCCGGGCCGGGCGGGAGAGGGAGCGGGGCCCGGGCCGCGGCUCCUCCUGCUGCCGCUGCUGGCGCUGCUCGCGGCCCGCCCGCCCCGCGGCUGCUGAGGCCGCGCCUCGGGCCUCACACCCGGACUGCGCACGGCCCCGGGCCGCGGGAACGGGACAGAACCCCGGCGUUCGCCACUGGAAUCCCUAAAGGAAAACACAGUCAAAAUAACCACACAAACUAGGAAGGCCGAACUGAACCAAGCCAUAUCACUCAGUCACGGACAGGGCUGCGAGCGGACACUGCUCCCCUCUGCCUCCAGACACGCCGGCAGCCGCCUGCUCUGUCAGAUCGAUCGGCUGCGGGACUGACAUGGCGUUGACAGCCCAGAACCCCAACGACAUCCGCUACUUCUCUCUGGUGCGCUCCUGAACCUCCGCCCGGUGUGUGGACUGACCAAACCACGGCAUUCUUUGCUGUCAGUGCAUUGUGGGUAUAAGGAAAUCUGUAAAAGCUGCCAUAUUGGCCUGCUUCAGUCCCCGAAUCCUUUCCAACCUGUGCUUUAGUGAACGUUGCUCUGUAACCCUUGUUGGUUGAAAGAUUUCUUUGUCUGAUGUUAGUGAUGCACAUGUGUAACAGCCCCCUCAAUACAACUCGAGCCAGUCAUAUCCUUGUAUACCUUAGCAGCACUGCAUCAGUAAGAUGCUGUGUUCACCUACUGUACAAGAGUGGCUAUAGGACAAAAAGUGUAUUUAUCCUUUUGUAUUCAAAUGAAGUUAUUUUUCUUGAAAUAAUGUACAAUGUAGAUUUUUUGUAUUAUUGCCUAUUUGUGUUACCAGACAAUUUAUUAAUGUAUUUAAUUCUAAUCAGGUAAGAGAAAACUAUUACUUUUUAUUUAGUCCUUUUCUUUUUCCUUUCAUUUAAUUGUGCAGAGAUUUCUCUGUAUGGGCAACGUGCUGGCAUCAAAGAAUAUCAGUUUACAUAUAUAACAAGUGUAAUAAGAUUCCACCAAAGGACAUUAUAAAUGUUUUCUUGUUGCUUUAACACUGGAAAAUUUCAAAGAAUAAAAAUUCCUGCAUAAACAGUUC